Molecule: messenger RNA, 1386 nt
Organism: Glycine soja
Lineage: Eukaryota; Viridiplantae; Streptophyta; Magnoliopsida; Fabales; Fabaceae
Product: DUF724 domain-containing protein 3
Exons: 3
Coding region: 112-1083 (323 amino acids)
Source: RefSeq, a predicted model, not a curated record
AUUCCCGCCAACCGCACUUAUAAAAGACAACACAUUCUCUCUACUCUUUUGCGUUCCGUUAACGACCUCUGCGAUCGCAACACACAGCGCAAAACCCUAAACCGUCGAGCGAUGGCGCGUACUCCUAAACCUAAAGGCGGCCCCUCCGCUGCGGCCUCCGCCGCCACUGCCUUCUUCAAACCCGGUACUGCCGUCGAAGUCAGUUCCGAGGACGACGGUUUCCGGGGAUCCUGGUUCACCGGCACCGUCAUCCGCCGCCUCGCCUCCGAGAGGUUCCUAGUCGAAUACGACAACCUCUUGGCGGACGACAAAACCACGAAGAAGUUGAGAGAAGUCCUCGGUCUCCGCCACCUCCGCCCUCUUCCCCCGACGGAGACUGACCGCGAAUUCAAAUUCGGCGACGAGGUUGAUGCGUUCCACAACGACGGUUGGUGGGAGGGCCACAUAACCCAGGAAUUGGAGAACGAAAGAUUUGCGGUGUAUUUCAGAGUGUCCAAGGAGCAAUUGGUCUUUUCCAAGGAACAACUCAGGCUCCACCGGGAGUGGUUAAAUCACGAUUGGGUCCCACCACUGCAGCAGAAACAACAAAGGCAACAGGGCAAUGGUGAAUCGAAGAAAGUGUUGUUGACACCGAAUGUGAAAUCUGUUGAAACUGUAAAGGGGAAGGGGAUAGGUGUGGGGGCGAUAGUUGAGGUUAGCAGUGAUGAAGAUGGGUUCAGUGGAGCUUGGUUUGCUGCCACUGUUGUUGAGGCACUGGGGAAGGAUAAGUUCCUUGUUGAGUACCAUGAUCUGUUGGCUGAUGAUGAUUCCCAGCUUAGAGAGGAGAUUGAUGCUCUGCACAUUAGGCCUCAUCCGCUGGACACGGAUGUUGAUGGUCAAUUCAGUAUUCUUGAUGAAGUUGAUGCUUUCUACAAUGAUGGUUGGUGGGUUGGUGUGAUUUCCAAGGCUCUUGCAGAUUCAAGGUAUGUAGUUUACUUCAGGUCUUCUAAUGAAGAACUGGAGUUUGAGAACUCCCAGUUGAGGCUGCACCAGGACUGGAUUGGUGGCAAAUGGGUCAUGCCUUGUAAGGCAUUGAAGUUGUGAACUCUGAAGAUAGCAAGAGGCAGAAGAAAAAACCCGAUUCAGUUCAGUCACUCAUUAGAACUUACUAUUAGUUUGUAUCAAUCAAAACUUGAAAUCAUCUUGCCAGAUAUGCUAAUGAGUAAUGACCAUUUUAGAAUCCAGUACAUACUCUGGAAUUGCAAUUUGUACUUACUGGGGGAGCACUUUUCCUUUUCUGGCAUGCCGGUUUGCUAUGUGGCAGCACACUAUUCUAAUUUUUCAUAAUGUUAUCUUGUGCCUUUAAAAACAUUAGAUAAGCAAUCAAAAAGGUUUUCAUUAAAAAAA